AUGCUUAUAACUAUUCCAAAACUAUUUUAUAUGAUCGUGAAAGCAGAGAGCGAAGAUUUUGGACAGGGACAUUUUUUGAAUACUAAUACGAAUUUUCUUCACACUGUUAUAUGUCGAGCUGUGAUGUCACAGUUACUCUAUAUACUCGCGUCAGGCAAUCUCGAAAUAUGCGUGAAAAUGCGUGUAUGUUUCGCUAAUGUCCCACUCGUGGCACUCUUUCUCGUUGCUUUUCUGGGCACACCCUGCUCAGCUGAUGAGGAUCUGGUUGAAACCUUCAAAAAUAUUGAUGUUUUUAGGCUAAGGUCGUCAGCUGGCGCUUGCCCACUGCUAGUUGUGGGACAGGUUUGCCCUCAAGAGAAUCCGCUCUACUACUUUAAAUGCUGUGGUGAUUUGAAUGCGUCGUGCUGCUUCCGAUUGCAGGUAAAACUAUAAUU
This is a messenger RNA of Strongylus vulgaris, 434 nucleotides long. The record is from the annotation of a GenBank genome assembly. NCBI's taxonomy places the organism in Eukaryota, Metazoa, Nematoda, Chromadorea, Rhabditida, Strongylidae.